ACUCUUUGGAGCUCCAGGUUAGGGGCCCAUAAAAGAGCCAUCCAUUGGCAGUUGGCUCUUCACUGAAUCGGCCAGCUCCGUUCCAGCACCACUUUGAAAAAUGAAAUUUCUCGCCUGCUUCGUCCUGACUGUCGUCUGCUUCGUCGUUAUCGCGGAGUCGGCAGAAUUGCAGACUGCUGAAGCAGUUGCACUUAAACCGGCGACUGUAGGAGCAACAGGAUCGGCUAAGGGCCAAUUUGGACGUCUCAUCGGAUCGGCCUUGGGAGGAGGCUACGGCUGGGGCAGACCUUACGGUCACGGAGGCUACGGAGGCGUCGGCCGACCUUCCGGCUAUGGUGGAUAUGGUGGUGGAUAUGGAGGUGGAUAUGGACAUGGGCAUCGUCCAUACCACGGACACGGCUAUGGAUACGGAAGAUAAAUCGUUUGACCGCUCAACUGUCGAUGUCGAGCUGUCGUAAAAACUACGGUGGAUAUGGGUAUGGUGGACAUCGCCAUCAUCAGUUUCUUUCUCUAUGAUUUUGAUGGUACUACUUGUAUAAAAUAUAUAAUCAAUGAAUUGUAGCAGAGAUAUGGAGGCUAUUCUUAUAACAGCAAAAACAUAUUAUGUCUUGAAAUGAAAUGUCGGAAAUGGAAUGACACCGGAUACAUUUGCUAUCAGCAUAUUCGUCUGCUUACUAAUACACAAACCGUAUUUUUCUCGUUCUGACUGAAAA
Molecule: messenger RNA, 713 nt
Organism: Daphnia pulicaria
Lineage: Eukaryota; Metazoa; Arthropoda; Branchiopoda; Diplostraca; Daphniidae
Product: keratin-associated protein 19-2-like
Exons: 3
Coding region: 101-418 (105 amino acids)
Source: RefSeq, a predicted model, not a curated record